AUGUUAUGGAAAGUGAUGGACAACCCUGCAGCAGAUGGCAGUCGCUCGACCUGGAUGGACCAGAAUGGCUGGCCCACAUCUUCAUCACAAGGACUGGUCAACAACCCGCUCACCAGCUCUCAGCAUCUCCGCCUGCAUUCGCUGUGUGAUCAGACAUCGUUUUACACCCAGCAGCAGGCGUCUGGUCAGAGCUGCAUGUCUUCAGUAGAGAACAGUCAGAACGCUGCUCACCUGGACACAAUACCAUCAAACUCCCUCUUUUAUAGCACCCCUAAUCCUAGUGCUCCUCACUUGAUGUCCUUUGCUCAGCAAGUCCCUCACACAUCAUCGAUGCAGGUAGCAACACGCCGGGGAAAGUCUAUGUCCCCGUCAUCGCUUCCUCAACCAAACCAUGCAACUCAGCCCUUUAUGUCCCAGAAUCCAACAUCUCUGUCAGCUAACAACUCUUAUGAAACGUUUCAGACCCAGUUGCUUAGUCAGGGUUUAGCAAACAGACUUCCUGAUCAGUCCUUCAACAUGACCUCAUGUGAGCAGAAUGUAAAUAUGUCACAGGCCACAUUUGGAAGAUGCAAUGUGGAGUCUGCUGGGCAAUCUUCCAACUGCUUUAACUCCUCCACAUCCCAGCAGCCGGCUCAGUGGAUGCCCUCGUCUCACACAGAAGGAGCUGUGAAUGAGUCUGUCUCUGUCGACAAAGUCCCGUCCCGGGAGACUGACCGUGACAAACGACGCUCACUAGUUUUAAAUCGUGCACAACUACUUCAACAGCUGGAGAACAUCAACAAGCUUCUGGAGUCCCUGCCUCCAGAGGACAGCGAUGAUGAACCAGAGCAGGAAACGGCUUCACGGACUGAAGCUAGGGAUGUUCAACAAGGUCAGGCGCAAGAAGAGGAGCCUCAGAUAUCAGCAGAUUGUUCAUCAUCUGGUGACGUAGAGCCAAGAUCACCAGCAUCACCAGCGCAGUCAGAGGAAAUGGCUAAAGACCGUAGUGGUUCAGAGGAGGGCGAUAAUUCUGAUUACGCACCCGAAAGUGACGGUCAUGUUUCCGAGUGCCAGUCUGAGGCCUCUGUCGACUCAGAGGGUGGUCACAGCGACCCACCAAGCCCCACAAACGAGGAAAAGGACGAGUCGGAGGAAGAGAAAAACAGCAGUCCUCCAAAAAAUAACUGCAAAGGAAAGAAGAAACGGCUUGAAGAAAUUGUAGUGUUACCAAAAGAAGAUGGGAAAAAGGCCCGUUCUGAUGAAAAGAGGAACUACUGCUUGUUUUGCUCCAAGGCCGUGAUCAAAAUGGCGAGGCAUCUUACAACGUUUCAUUGCGAACAAGCUGAAGUCGCUGUUGCGUUUAAGUAUCCCCCACACUCCAUCGAAAGGAAGAGAAUAUGGAACAAGCUGAUAAAGAAGGGAAACUUUGCUCACAAUAAGGAUGUUUUAGAAACGGGAGUCGGACAGCUUAUCGCGCGAAGAAGAAUGAGCACCCCGGCAAAAGCAGCAGAUUUCAUUCACUGUGCUUAUUGUCACGGUCUCUUUCUGAGGAAGGAUUUUUGGAGGCACAUGAGAAAUUGUCCCGAAAAGGUUAAAGAAGCAGAUGGACCACCGAGAAAAAGGAAGCUCAUCUCAUCACAUUAUGUGCUUCAGAGUCAAAGCUGUGAAGACCUAAGCGAGGGCUUUAAAAACCUCCUAUGUGAGAUGCAUUAUGACAGCGUGACGCAAGCGGUCAUGGAAGAUCGAGUUCUCCUGCAGUUUGGAGAGCAGAUGUUUAGUGAGUCCAGUGACGACGGGAAGAAUAAUCAGUACAUAAGACAAAGCCUUCGACAGGUAGCAAGACUUCUGCUGGAGGCCCAAAAAUCGACUCCAAUACAGACUCUGGAGGAUUUCUUUCAGCCCUCUAACUUUAAACAUGUGCUGUCUGCCGUGAAAUCCAUCGCAGGGUAUGACCCCGAGAAGAAGACCUUCACCCUUCCAUCUCUGGCCUUUAAGGUUGGUUACCACCUACGAAAGAUCUGCAGCGUUGUCGAGCAUAAGGCUGCGGACUCGGGUGACGCCAAAGCAGUGGAAGCCUGCGAAGCCUUUCAAUCGUUGUAUCAUAAGAAAUGGAAUAAGCACAUUUCUUCUUGCGCUUUGAAGGACAUCAAGGAAUCCAAGAGGAAAAAUGAACACAAGCUACCGUUGGCUGAAGAUGUGAAACUCCUGCAUCACCACAUGGAGAAGGCUCAUCAUGCUGCUGAGGAGAAACUCAAAGAGAACAUCUGUAGAGAGAACUACGUUGCUUUGGUCAAGGCAGUACUGGCUCGGACCAUUGCUUUCAACCAGAGGAUGAAUAAAGAGGUCGCUUCUAUUUCAAUAACAGCUUUUAGGUUCCGGAAAAAGACAGACGAGCUGGAUGACAUAGACGAAUCCGUCUCGGAUUUGGAAAAAGCCCUGUGUGGAUACUUUAGCAGGGUUAGCAUCAAAGGGAACUGUGGGAGAAUGCUCCCUGUUUUACUAAAGCCCUCGUUUGAGUCGGCAAUCGAACUCCUGAUCAGCGUUCGAGAAGAAUGUGGAGUUCCAAAGGACAACCCGUUUGUGUUUGCGAGACCAACGUUGCUGUCUGCCUACAGAGGCUCGGAUAGCUUCCUCAUAUACCUCAAAGAAUGCGGAGCUAAAAACCUCUCGACCCUGAGGUUUGUCAAGACGCAUCACCGUUUUUCAACAAUGCUGCAGCUGUUGCACCUGAGUGACGAUGAGAAAAAACAGAUCUUUGGGACCAAUAAUCCGAUCCAAACCCUUCAACAGGAAGAUGUGACGUGUGACGAUGUCGACACGGAGUCUGAAGCUUCACACCACAAAGCCCAUCCUAAAUGGGACGAAGCAGAGGUUCAGGCUGUCGAAAAACACCUGAAGGGUUUCAUUGAGGAACACAAGCUGCCUCAGAAAGACGACUGCCUUCGGUGCCUGGAGGCUGAGCCGGGUGCACUGAGGAGCCGCUCGUGGAAAGCUGUGAAGCACUAUGUCAGAAACCGGAUCACAGCUCUGCAAAGACAGGGCAGCUCUUCCGAAGCUUCACGGAGAACCAGGAAGAAGCGCCGACUGGAGGGAUCGCAGCGGACUUCUGUGAAAUCCCAACGUUCUAAGAGACAAGUUGUCACAGAGCAUCCCAGAGGAACCUGCAGUCCCACCAUUGAAUCAGGAGAUUUUAGUCAAGAACGGGAAUCUGGAGAGACGAGUUCCAACAAAACGUCUGAUCCCAAACCCAACAGAUCAAGAGAAAAAGGCUUGUGGCACAAAGCCAAACCUAAAUGGGACGAAGCAGAGGUCGUGGCUGUGGAAAAACACCUGAUGUGUUUCAUUACUGAGCACAAGCUGCCUCAGAAGGACGACUGCGUGCGGUGCCUCGAGGCUGAGCCGCAUGCCCUGAGGAACCGCUCUUGGAAAGGUGUGAAGGACUACGUUAGAAACCGGAUCACAGCUCUGACGAGACAAAGGGGCUCGUCAAAAAAGUCAAAACGGAGAAGACCCGGCAAACUGAAGGAACCGCGGCAGAGCGCUGCAACAUCAGAGCCUUCAAACAGUCAAGAAACUGUCACCGAGCGUCAAAAUGUGGACACCGGUUUAAGCUCUGAACCAGCAAAUCCUGGUCGUCAACAAAAACGGAGAGUAACGACAAAAACGACCGCUACUCCCAAGUCUGACCAGGCAAAAGGCUUGCAGCAGAAAGCUAAACAUAAAUGGGAUGAAGAAGAGAUCCGUGCUGUAGAGGAACAUCUGAUGCAUUUCAUUAAAAAGCAGAAGGUUCCUCAGAAGGAUGACUGUGUUCUGUGUCUGGAGGCUGAGCCAGAUGCGCUGAGAAACCGUUCCUGGAAAGGCAUAAAGGACUAUGUCAGAAACAGGAUUACAACACUGCAACGACAAAGUGGAUCCUCAACGAAUUCAGCAAAAUAUUACAGAUAGGAGCAGGAGGAACUACAGAGUUCUGGACUUUACCAGCGGUUGCUGAUUUGUUUUAGUGUUGAUGGGACAACUUCUUACGUUUUUAUAUUUGGGUUCAUUUUUAAUCAUUAUUUUCUAUAAAGUCUUGUCUAUUGUUGCACUGUUUUAUUUUUUUUCUAGAGGAGAAUUUAAUUCCUGUUUUUGUGAUUGUUGGUUUACCAAUGUUAGCUCUGACACGUUUUACUGAUUUUAGUUUAACACUGCUCAAAUGAUGUUGUAGUCCCUGAUUUUCAGAUCCAAUCAUUGAUAUUUACAUUAUGUACUUUAUUCUGUAGAAUUUUACUUUUUGUAGAGUUGACGCUUUUAUUGUGGAAAAUAGCGGAAGUGUCAUGUUAGCUUAGACAAGUGAACGACGACGAGAUUAUCAUGGGACAUGUCUAAUGUUUCACUGCUCCAGGUGGCCAAGUCAGUGUCCGGAUUUGACUGACAGAGAAAACAUCAACAUGAUUAGGCUUUCAGCAUAAAGCCAAGCUUAAAUGGGACGAAGCAGAGGUCCGAGCUGUGGAGAAACACCUGAUGCGUUUCAUUACUGAGCACAAGUUGCCUCAUAAAGACGACUGUGUUCGGUGCCUCGAAGCUGAGCCCCGGGCCCUGAGGAACCGCUCCUGGAAAGGUGUGAAGGACUACGUCAGAAACCGGAUCACAGCCCUGCAGAGAAAUAAUGGCUCUUGGAAGAGUUCA
Nothobranchius furzeri (turquoise killifish) is the source of this 4644-nucleotide messenger RNA. Lineage: Eukaryota; Metazoa; Chordata; Actinopteri; Cyprinodontiformes; Nothobranchiidae. The record is from RefSeq and is a predicted model, not a curated record.